Gossypium raimondii (Peruvian cotton) is the source of this 1966-nucleotide messenger RNA. RefSeq names its product probable protein phosphatase 2C 42. Gene Ontology annotation, molecular function: protein serine/threonine phosphatase activity; cation binding. Gene Ontology annotation, biological process: protein dephosphorylation. The coding region runs from base 589 to 1740 and encodes 383 amino acids. Lineage: Eukaryota; Viridiplantae; Streptophyta; Magnoliopsida; Malvales; Malvaceae. The record is from RefSeq and is a predicted model, not a curated record. The transcript has 4 exons.
GUUUCUAAUUAGAUGUCUGUGGCUUUGACCAUCAUUCCCUGACCUCUUUUAUUGAGCCCGGUUGUGUCUUCUCUUAUGUAGAUUGUCUAUUAUCGGAUCAUGCUGUGUCAUCUUUAUCCCCAAAAUGUUUUUUUUUCUUUGAAAAAAAAAACAAAGAAAGAAAGUAAGCAGUAUGAAAUGGCGAGUUGACUGAAGUAAAACCUCGCUUAUUGUUGUAUUGUACAGUAGAAUUGAUGAUGAAAAGACAUUGAGAAUAAAACCCAUCGUCUCAAAAGAGAAAACCACCCAAAACGACCGACCCCUCCCCUGUUUCUCUACCACCGAACACCCACCUUUCACUUCCCUCUAACAUACGCCCCCCCAACCAACUCUAAUCCUGCGCACCUUCUUUAGCUCUCCUCAAUCUCAUAUAUUUCCCAUCAAUUACCACAUCAUUCUUUGAUUCCUUGCUUUUUAGGGUCUCACACGAAAAAGGGUCUAUUUUCUUUUCGGCUUAAAAAGCUCAGAUCACGUCAUCGGAUUGUAAACAAUCUUGGACGGCGGUGUCGGAUUUUGGGUUUUGGGUGUUUUUUUGACGAGAGAUGUCUGAUGCUCCGGGGAUUGAUGAAUCUGUUCUCGCUCUGCUGGAAGCCAUUCGGGCCUGACGGGGAAAAUCACGAGACAAACGGCGUUCUUGGCGGCGGCGGCGGUACUACUGGUGGUUCAAGAGAAGGUAAAGACGGCUUGCUUUGGUUUCGGGAUAUAGGAAAAUAUGGUUCCGGGGAAUUUUCCAUGGCAGUGGUCCAAGCAAAUCAGGUGCUUGAGGAUCAAAGCCAGAUCGAGUCCGGUCAAUUCGGCACUUUUGUUGGGAUCUAUGAUGGGCAUGGCGGGCCCGAAGCGGCUCGUUACGUUUGCGAUCACUUGUUCAGCAACUUUCGAGCAAUAACAGCUGAGUCGCACGGAGUUGUGACUGCUGAGACCAUUCAAAGAGCUUUUCGUCAAACAGAAGAAGGGUUUACCACGCUUGUGUCGGAAUUAUGGGGUUCUCGACCCAAUAUGGCAACUGUUGGUACAUGCUGUCUGGUUGGAGUAAUAUAUCAGCAAACACUUUUUAUCGCGAGUCUUGGUGAUUCACGUGUUGUUCUGGGCAAGAAAGUUGGCAAUACUGGUGGAAUGGCUGCUAUGCAGUUGUCAACUGAACACAAUGCAAACAUUGAGGCUAUUAGGCACGAACUCAAGGAAUUACACCCAAAUGAUCCGCAAAUCGUUGUCCUCAAGCAUGGGGUUUGGCGAGUAAAGGGCAUUAUUCAGGUUUCAAGAUCUAUAGGCGAUCUUUAUAUGAAACAUGCACAGUAUAACAGGGAACCGAUUAAUGCGAAAUUUAGACUUCCUGAACCAAUGAACAUGCCUAUAUUGAGUGCCAAUCCAACUAUCAUUUCUCAUCCUCUCCACCCAAGUGAUUCUUUCCUUAUAUUUGCAUCCGAUGGUCUAUGGGAACACUUGAGUAAUGAAAAAGCUGUGGAUAUCGUCCACAGUCAUCCCCGUGCGGGGAGUGCCAAAAGGCUUGUCAAAGCUGCCCUACAAGAAGCAGCCCGGAAACGAGAAAUGAGAUAUUCGGAUCUUCGAAAGAUUGACAAGAAGGUUCGACGUCAUUUUCACGAUGAUAUUACUGUUAUUGUGUUAUUCUUUAAUCACGAUCUUAUAUCGAGAGGUGCCAUCCAAGACCCUCCAGUAUCGAUUCGGAGUGCACUAGAACACUGAUGAUUUAUAAACCAAAUAGAUUUCUGCUUCCUCUGGUUUUUGCUCUGGGGAUUCGAAAUCGAACUUGAACCUUUAGUUUAGCAAAUUGCCGUAAAAUGUUAAAAAGAGAGUAAGCAGGCCAAGAUUUAGUGCAAAUUCUAUGUAAUGCUCUACUUAAUUCAGCAAAAACAUUUUGUGACAGUGCUUUAUCAGAUGAAACAUGAAUAUAGGUGUUUGAUUUAUUCUA